AUCAGAAACUUACUAGAUGAAUAAAUCAAUAUAUAAAGGUAAAUUUUAGGGAAAAGUGAAUCAGAAAAUUAGCCUAACUGGGAAAAUUUACUCACUUAGGAUUUGGAAAUAUUCAAGUUAUGAAAACCACUGAUAUGAGGGGAGCAUUUGCUUUUUAUGGAAGUAUUCUAGCUCUCAAAACUCUAGUUCUUGCAGGAGCUACGAUUAUCAAGCGCUUGCAAACGAAGUCUUCCUGCAAAGACCAACCGCACCCUGAUGUACAAUCUAUACAGAGAUGUCAUUCAAAUGAUUUGGAGAAUCUGGUACCAUUUCUUUUUCUUGGUCUACUCUACUGCAGUACAGAUGCACCAGCUACAGUUGGAUUGUGGCAUUUUCGAAUUUUCGCACUAGCUCGAAUUUUACACACACCAGCUUAUUUACUUACAGAAGGAAGAUUUCCUAUAGGAAUGAUAUUUCUUGUUGGUUAUAUUGUCAAUAUUUCAUUAGCAUUAAAAUCUAUUCUGUAUUUUUCGGAAACAUGGUAAACAAUAAUGGUUAGACAAAUUACCUCAGGGAAAUUUUGUAUUUCGUUGCUUUUUUUAUUGUGUCUUUUUUUCUUUCUUUUUGUAAUAUGCUCAUAUUUAUUGAUUUCGUUUGUUUAUUCUAAAGUUUAUUUUACGCUCCUAGUUAAUUAUUAUGAUGUGACGAAUAAUAUAUACAUAAUAUUAUUAUUAUCUGGUGUUAAUCGACUUGAAAUGUUGUUAGUUCUUUUUAAUUAAUGCAAUAAUUUUCUAAAAAAAAUAUAUUGGAGUUACUUAACA
Molecule: messenger RNA, 800 nt
Organism: Schistosoma rodhaini
Lineage: Eukaryota; Metazoa; Platyhelminthes; Trematoda; Strigeidida; Schistosomatidae
Source: the annotation of a GenBank genome assembly